AUGUCCCUUCCCAGCAACCGUCACACACAAUUUAACCUGCUCGGUUUAGCAGGAACCGAUUCCAACGCCUCGUCUUCGGAAGUUGCCCAAACGCAACACCCUGCUGGCAUGUUGGAAGAGAAGACGCUGAACAAGAAGCGAGCCCGUUCACCGGAGGACGUCCCGGAAAUGGUGUCGGACACAAGCAAGAAGACUUCGAGAUUGGACCGAAUUCAGGCGACAGAACCUCUCCGCCCCAAAGCCAUCAAAGAAUCGCCGUGGAAAUAUUACGAAAAGAUCUAUGAUCUGGAGCUGGCUGGCGAGGUGGAAGUUGCGGUUCGGAAGGCAGAUCCAAACGAGCUCGUCCACGUGAGAACAUUCACUAGUCCUGGAGCGGAGAAAGCACUCUAUCGAUAUCAGCACCUCCAACAUGCCAAUAUUGUCACUGCCCUGGAUGCCUUCACAACAGAUACUGGCCUCUUCCUUGUCGUAGAAGCUAUGCCAAUUUCUCUGGAACGGAUGGUACAAUCUCCCGCAUAUCCUAACGAGGCGCAACUUGCUGCAAUCAUGGGACAGCUCCUGAAGGGCAUAGCUUACCUUGAAGCGGAAGGGCUUGAGCACGGAUCUCUCUGUUGCUCGAACAUUCUCCUAGAUACGGACGGAACCCUCAAGAUUUCAAAUCAAGAAUGCUGUGGCGUGAUGAGCCGGUCAAAGGACGGGCGUGACGACUUACGUGCCCUCUCAUCUAUCAUGAUGGAGUUGAUGCAGAAGUACGUAAAAGAAGACGCUGCCAUAGGUAUCGAUGAUCUGCAUCGCUGGCAAUCCAGCUCAGAUGCCGUUGGUCUGCUCUCUGCAACAACUUCUGCCGCGUCUGCGGCAGAGUUGCUCAAAGUGAGUAUCGGUCGCAACAUCUGUGAUACAGUCCUCUAA
Molecule: messenger RNA, 909 nt
Organism: Cyphellophora europaea CBS 101466
Lineage: Eukaryota; Fungi; Ascomycota; Eurotiomycetes; Chaetothyriales; Cyphellophoraceae
Exons: 3
Coding region: 1-909 (302 amino acids)
Biological process (GO): protein phosphorylation
Molecular function (GO): ATP binding; protein kinase activity
Source: RefSeq, a predicted model, not a curated record